Rotaria socialis is the source of this 360-nucleotide messenger RNA. Lineage: Eukaryota; Metazoa; Rotifera; Eurotatoria; Philodinida; Philodinidae. The record is from the annotation of a GenBank genome assembly.
AUGUCCUCAAUUGAUUCUCAAUUAGCCGAAAUUAAUAGAUCGAACAGUGACAUUCGUACAGCUCAACUUAAUACAAAUGAAUUAUGCAUGAAUGAGCAACACCAGUUGGGCGAACAACAUCAACAACAUUAUCCUCAGCCUGCAAUGUAUGAGGAGGACAACGAUAUUGAACAGCGAGAAGGUCUUCUUCGUUCAUUAGAACAAAACCCCCACAUGCUGCGAGAUUUCUAUCAAUUUAUCGAAUUUACACGAGCUCGUAGUGUUCAACCAUCAAUUCAGCAGAUAUGCUAUGGACAAAGUAUUCAAGGUCAACAGCCAAUUCCUUUUAUUUUAAAUAUUAGGACAAAUUUUCCAUCAUAA